Molecule: messenger RNA, 1671 nt
Organism: Pseudozyma flocculosa PF-1
Lineage: Eukaryota; Fungi; Basidiomycota; Ustilaginomycetes; Ustilaginales; Ustilaginaceae
Exons: 5
Coding region: 1-1671 (556 amino acids)
Biological process (GO): protein peptidyl-prolyl isomerization
Cellular component (GO): catalytic step 2 spliceosome
Molecular function (GO): peptidyl-prolyl cis-trans isomerase activity
Source: RefSeq, a predicted model, not a curated record
AUGGCCACAAUCUACGUCACAGAGCCCCCCACCGACGGCAGGAUCCUCCUCGUCACCUCAAAGGGCGACAUCGAAAUCGAGCUAUGGGCAAAGGAAGCCCCAAAGGCAUGCCGCAACAUCAUCGCACUCGCCCUAGAGGGCUACUAUGACAACUGCAUCUUCCACCGCGUCGUGCCCGGAUUCUGCAUCCAGACCGGAGACCCGUCGGGAACGGGAAUGGGAGGCGAGUCUUUCUACGGCGAGCCAUUCGAGAACGAGCCCCACCAGCGUCUCAAGUUCACCAAGCGCGGCAUGGUCGCCAUGGCCAACACGGGCGAGUUUGCGACAAACGAGAGCCAGUUCUUCAUCACGCUCGACGCCACGCCAGAGCUGCAGGGCAAGUUCACCGUCUUUGGCCGUGUCGCCGGGCAGACCAUCUACAACGCCCUCGCCAUUGCCGAGGUCGAGCUCAGAAAGGACGAACCGGACCGACCUGUCUAUCCGCCCAAGCUGCUGCGCGUCGAUGUGCUCCAGAACCCCUUCGACGACAUCGUGCCGAGAAUCACGAGGGACGAAAAGCGGCAGCAGAUGAAGGCCAAAAGGGAGGCCGCAGAGAGAAAGGCAAAGGAGAGGGAAAAGAAGAGCGUCAAAAAGAACACUGCCCUGCUCAGCUUUGGCGAGGCCGAGGAGACGACGGGAGAGCAGCUCAAGGGCCCCAAGAGCAGCCACGACCUGCUGAGCGACAAGAAGCUGUCCAAGCAGCCCGCGGUACCCCUGUCCGAGAGCGGAGCCUCGCCCGGCGUCACAUCCGCCAUCUCUUCACCGGCACCCGCUCAAGGUACAUCCACAACUCAUGCCGACGACCAGGUGGGCGGCGACGAUCCAAGCCGGCCCAAGAAGCGCAGCAAGCACAAGGACGCCGAAGCGGCCGCCGAAGACCUGGCAUCGCUACGUGCCAACACCCGCGCAAAGGAGACGGCGGCAGACCAGAUCCGAACGCUGGAGGCCAGCAUCCGCGGCCUGACAAAGCAGGCCUCGAAAGCGGGCGGCGGCGGCGAGUCGCGCGAGGCCGAGAAAAAAGUUCGGCGCGGUCGGCAGCUGCUCGAGGAGGCCCGCGCAAAGUAUCUGCAGGCAACCAAGGCUGAGUCGAGCUCGAGGUCCAAACUCGGAGCUAGGGCUGGAGCCGGGGCCGCUGGCGACGACGACGAGACUCUGCGCAUGCUGGCCAAGUUCCAGAGUCGGAUGCGGGACGGGGAGGGGCGAAGCGAAAAGAAGCAGAGAGACGACGAUCAGCCGAGAGAUGUCAAGGUGCGGGAGGACGAGGCGGAGAUCGAGGACGAGGACGAGAAAGAGGGGAGGGAGUACGGAGCCAGCGACGACGACGAUGGCGAUGCGGGAUGGCGCAACCACCGCCUGGAUGCUGGUGGCAUCCCGCUCUCGGGACGGCAGGACAAAUUCACAGUCGACGACUACGAGGUGCUUGAUCCGCGCAACGAACCAAAGGCCUCGCACCAAGACGACCGUCGACAGCAGGGCAAGCGAGGACGAGACUGGGUCGAAGAGCGGAACUGGUCCCACCGCAGCAGAAACGGCGGCAACGGUGGGGCCUCGUCGUCCUACCAUGGCCGGAGACCGGAGAAGCACAGCGACGAGCCGCGGCGAAAUCACGAUGGAGCCCGGCGUAAUCCCUAG